This is a messenger RNA of Penicillium maclennaniae, 534 nucleotides long. RefSeq lists its product as uncharacterized. The transcript is spliced from 2 exons. The coding region runs from base 1 to 534 and encodes 177 amino acids. The record is from RefSeq and is a predicted model, not a curated record. NCBI's taxonomy places the organism in Eukaryota, Fungi, Ascomycota, Eurotiomycetes, Eurotiales, Aspergillaceae. Gene Ontology annotation, molecular function: RNA binding; RNA nuclease activity.
AUGAAGUUCACUUUGGCAACCGCCUCUAUCCUCUUCUUGAGCCUCACCUCCGCUCUUCCGGCCGAGGACAUUGUGAAUCUUGAGGAACGUGCGGAGCCUUCUAACGCGCCCAUUGAUUGGGAUGGCCCCAAUGCCUCCGCGUCCAUCAAGUGCGGCAAGAACACUUAUGACGGCCACGAUGUUUACCUUGCCACGCAACAUGCCGUGAACCUGGGCUUGCUGAGCCCCCCGGAAACGCGAGGCGCGAAGAGCUACCCGCACCCGUUUGAUAACAAUGACAGCAAGGGUGUGCAGCUGCACUUCCCUGAUCACUGCCCAGAGCACGACCAGAAUCGGAAGGAGUACCCGUUGGUCAAUAACGGGCCUUACAACGGUGGCAAGAACAAUAAGAAGUACGGGGAUGAGCGCGUCGUGUUUUACUACGAUGGUAAGGCGCAAGGUGUUGAUGGUCACCCGUUGGUCUACUACUGUGGCUUGAUUACCCAUGAGGGUGCGGCAACGGGCGGUUUUGUGCAAUGCCCUGAUGGAAAAUAA